CCAUGGGCGCCGCCGCCUCCAGGAGGAGGGCGUUGAGGAGCGAGGCCAUGUCCUCGGUGGCGGCCAAAGUGCGAGCAGCCCGAGCGUUCGGAGAGUACCUGUCCCAAAGUCACCCUGAGAACCGGAACGGCUCAGACCACCUGCUGGCCGAUGCCUACUCUGGCCAUGACGGGUCUCCUGAAAUGCAGCCAGCCCCCCAGAACAAGCGCCGCCUCUCCCUUGUCUCCAACGGCCGCUAUGAGAGCAGUGUCUCAGAAGAGGGGGUCAGCGGGAAACAGGCCGGCGAGGGCCCCCAGCCCCGCGUGUACACCAUCUCCGGGGAGCCCGCCCUGCUGCCCAGCCCGGAGGCCGAGGCCAUCGAGCUGUCUGUGGUGAAGGGGCACAGGCAGCGGGAGCGGCACUCUCACCACCACAGCCAGCCCCUGCGUGCCAGCCCCGGCAGCAGCCACGAGGACGUGAGCAGGCCCUGCCAGAGCUGGGCGGGCAGUCGCCAGGGCUCCAAGGAAUGUCCCGGCUGCGCCCAGCUGGCCCCCAGCCCCUCUCCUCGGGCCUUUGGCCUGGACCAGCCGCCUGUGCCCGAGGCAUCUGGCCACCACAGGAAGCUGGAGAGGAUGUACAGCGUUGAUGGAGCGUCCGGUGACGGCCCCAUCCGCACCUGGGUCCCCAAGGAGAACCUCUUCAGCUUCCAGGCAGCAACCACAACUAUGCAAGCGGUGUUCAGGGGCUACGCGGAGAGGAAGCGCCGGAAACGAGAGCAUGAUUCCGCGUCUGUAAUCCAGAGGAACUUCCGCAAACACCUGCGCAUGGUCGGCAGCCGGCGGGUGAAGGCCCAGACAUUCGCUGAGCGUCGGGAGCGGAGCUUCAGCCGGUCCUGGAGCGACCCCACCCCAAUGAAAGCCGACACUUCCCACGACUCCCGAGACAGCAGUGACCUGCAGAGUUCACACUGCACGCUGGAGGAAGCCUUUGAGGACCUGGACUGGGAGACGGAGAAGGGGCUGGAGGCCGCGGCCUGCAACACGGAGGGGUUUGUGCCCCCCAAGGUCAUGCUCAUCUCCUCCAAGGUGCCCAAAGCCGAGUACAUCCCCACCAUCAUCCGCAGGGACGACCCCUCCAUCAUCCCCAUCCUCUACGACCACGAGCACGCAACGUUCGAGGACAUCCUGGAGGAGAUAGAGAAGAAGCUGAACACCUACCACAAGGGGGCCAAGAUCUGGAAAAUGCUCAUCUUCUGCCAGGGAGGUCCCGGACACCUCUAUUUGCUCAAGAACAAGGUGGCCACCUUUGCCAAAGUGGAGAAGGAAGAGGACAUGAUCCACUUCUGGAAGCGGCUGAGCCGCUUGAUGAGCAAGGUGAACCCUGAGCCCAACGUCAUCCACGUCAUGGGCUGCUACAUCCUGGGAAACCCCAAUGGAGAAAAGCUGUUCCAGAACCUCAGGACCCUCAUGACCCCCUACAGAGUAAUUUUUGAGUCCCCCCUGGAGCUGUCGGCCCAAGGCAAGGCCAUGAUCGAGACCUACUUCGACUUCCGGCUGUACCGCCUGUGGAAGGGCCGCCAGCACUCAAAGCUGCUGGACUUCGACGGCGUCCUGUGAGGGGCACGGGCCACCGCCAGUCACCGCCAGGCCACUUCUCGGGACCGGGGGAUCUGGGGCUGGGCCGGCCCACAUACCCAGGACCCCGUGGCUCUGCUCUUCCCCAGAGCCGCUUCAGGGACCCUCAGACACUGCUCAGGUUCUCGUGGGGUCUGGUCCUCACUGCACGGACAGGCCACAGAGGCCACAGCCCUGGGGGCCAAGGGGGAUCUUGCCCUGUGGCAGUGACGUUGGGCCGCCAGGCCCCGCCCCGCCCUGCCCUGCCUCGCCUGGAGGCUGCAGCACUGGGAGUCCCCUCCCUGGGGUUCAUAGAAAUAAGUGCAAUUUCCUACACCCCGAACAGUCCAAGGGACGCAGCGUUACUCGUCAGCUAGUCGAGCACCAAGCUACUAGUUCCCACGUAGACAGCUGGCCCAGCGGCCACUGCUGUUCAGCUCCCGUCCCUGCCCUCAGCCCUGCCCUCUCUGAUCACCAGCACCAGGGCAGCCGUGUGUGGUGCCGGCGCCACCGUCAGUGCCAGGUCUGAUCGUCCGCUUUCCUCUUCCUGCCGCCCCCUGCUCACUCUGACCUCAGCCGGCCCAGCAGGGGUGGCCUGGGCAGCAGGAGGGCCAGGCUCGGCUUUGCCCUUUGCAAAGGCUCUGGGGACAGCCCCUCCCCAUCUUUUUGAGCCCACCCAGCUGUCGCGUUGCUGCUGUUGAGUUCAGCUUUGGCAGCCUCGUCUGGAGGCCAAGUCCCAGCACAGGCCAGGGGUGGAUUGGGGGUUCGGCCAGGGGCUGGCCUGGAGGGUGCACACCGUGAGCCCCGUUGCUGGUGGACUGUGGGAGCCCCUGGCUGGGCAGGGCUCGUGUAUAUAACUGGGGCUUGGGGGCAGGCCCCCCUUUCACAGAGCCUGGGGUCCCAGCCCAGGGAAGGGCAAGGGAGGGGGCCGGGCUGUGAACAGUGUACGAUCCCCUUAGAGUGACCAUUAAAGCUGACCCUGCGCUGCG
Messenger RNA from Lepus europaeus (European hare), 2581 nucleotides. It is a transcript of the gene NSMF, whose product is annotated as NMDA receptor synaptonuclear signaling and neuronal migration factor. NCBI's taxonomy places the organism in Eukaryota, Metazoa, Chordata, Mammalia, Lagomorpha, Leporidae. Gene Ontology annotation, molecular function: protein binding. Gene Ontology annotation, cellular component: cytoplasm; nucleus. Bases 3 to 1595 code for a protein of 530 amino acids. The record is from RefSeq and is a predicted model, not a curated record. The transcript is spliced from 15 exons. Gene Ontology annotation, biological process: positive regulation of neuron migration; regulation of neuronal synaptic plasticity.